UCGGAACACGUGGAAAAACGUCAAAACCAUGGACCAAAACCCGGCCCCGAAAAGCCCGCGAUGCCGCCAUCUUGACUAAAAACCUUGGAGGCGUUUCGCCGUGACGUCAUCGUGUGUUGUUUGGACUUGUCUCCAGUCGCCCGCUGGCUGGGUCACUAGUUCGAAACGCGCACUUCUCACGGCAAGCUGCGAGACGCGGACUUACAUACGCAGUCCUGACGUAGCCCAGAUAGAACAGGGCUAAGAAUCACUUUCUCGAACGACGAAUUGACGGUGGAGUUGAGUUUACGUGACAUGCUAAUUUGCGCCGAGGCGCGAGCACGCAAACGAGAUCUGUUCGCUUAGUGUUACUGAGUGUUUUCGCGAAUUGGCCUCAACAGAAUCCCGCGACUUGCCGGCGAAAUGUGCGGAAGGACUGCGUGCACUCUGGCCCCGGAUGAGGUGAGCCGAGCCUGCUCGUACAGAAACCGGCGCGGGCUGCGGAGGCAGCCCGACUGGAGGGCGGGAGACGCGGACAAAUACCGACCGUCCUACAACAAGAGCCCGCAGUCCACGAGCCCCGUGAUGCUCUCCCGCAGGCACUUGGACGAGAAUGCACCAGUGGACGAGUGUGUUUUGGCUUCCAUGCGUUGGGGCCUGGUCCCUUCCUGGUUUAAGGAGACGGACCCGAGCAAGAUGCAGUUCAGCACCAGCAACUGUCGCAGUGAGAACAUCCUGCAGAAAAAGACUUACAGGGAGCCUCUGCUGAAAGGACAACGCUGCGUCAUCCUUGCUGAUGGCUUCUACGAAUGGAGGAGGCAGGCGAAAGAAAAGCAGCCGUUUUUCAUCUACUUCCCUCAGGCCCGCAGCUGCCAUGCGGAGAAACGAGAUCCCGUCGAUGAGUCGGCUCAGGCGAGUCAAGCGUCCGAUGAGUGGACAGGCUGGCGGUUGUUGACCAUUGCGGGACUAUUUGAGCGCUGGACAGCUCCAUCUGGUGGAGAGCCCCUCUAUAGCUACAGCGUCAUCACUGUCAACGCUUCCGCCAGUCUCCAAGGCAUCCACGACAGGAUGCCGGCCGUCUUGGCCGGAGAAGAGGAAGUGAGGAGAUGGCUGGAUUUUGGCGAGGUGAAAUCUGAGGAUGCUCUGAAACUGCUCCAGUCAGAAGACAAAUUGACGUAUCAUCCCGUCUCAUCGCUCGUCAACAAUUCUCGUAACGACUCUCCUGAAUGCCUUCAGCCUGUGGACCCGAACCAGAAAAAGGAGGCCGAACUGAGCGCCAGCGGCAAGAUGAUGCGGAGCUGGCUGGCGAGCGGCUCUACCAAGAGGAAGGAGCCGGAGGCUGGCGACGCUCAGCGGACCGACGCAGACAAAAAAGACACCCCCCGCAUGUCGACGGGACUGCGGCGAUGGCUGCAAGGGCCCAAUAAAAAAACAAAAACCCAGUAAGGACAACGUUU
Molecule: messenger RNA, 1436 nt
Organism: Hippocampus zosterae (dwarf seahorse)
Lineage: Eukaryota; Metazoa; Chordata; Actinopteri; Syngnathiformes; Syngnathidae
Product: abasic site processing protein HMCES-like
Exons: 6
Coding region: 403-1425 (340 amino acids)
Biological process (GO): DNA damage response
Molecular function (GO): single-stranded DNA binding
Source: RefSeq, a predicted model, not a curated record